AUGUGCGACUACUUCCUUCCGAGGAUGGAGGGCGACCAGGCCGGCAGCGGCGACCUUACCGACAUCGUCCGGUCCGGCGGAGCCAUCCCUGGCAACGCCGCCGAGAUGCCGUCCACGGCCGCCGCGGAUGAGUGGCAGCUCCAGGGAGACCCGAUGCUCUUCCCGCCGCUUCCCUCGUCGACGACAUCGGAAGCUGGCUGCGCCGCCGCAGGGGGCACCGGCGCCGACGUCUUCGGCGCUGACCCUUUCUCCGGCCUCGUGGACCCGUUCAGUACCGACUACUCCUCAGGCGCCGACUUCUUGGGCGCCAUGCCGGACGCGAUGGCCAAGGUCGGCUUCGACACGGCUAUCGGUGGCGGCAGCGGCAGUGGCUACGGAGGAGGCGGAGGAGGACAGAUGAUAGACAUGAGCCGGAAGCAGCCUCUCUUGCCGCGGGGGGUGCAGAUGCCGGCGCUUGGAGUGCUGGCGCCGAGGAUGGUGUUGCCGUCGCCGUUGUCGUCGCCGAGGGAGAUACGACCAUACCCGCCGUUAGCCGGCGACAUGGUCAAGCUCGGAAUCACGGCCGGGCAGGUGGCCGGGUGCGCCAUCGACGCCGCCGUCGUCGGCAUGCAGAUGUCUUCGCCUCGCGCCGCGGGUGGGAUCAAGCGCAGGAAGAACCAAGCAAGGAAGGUGGUAUGCAUCCCGGCGCCGACAGCAGCAAGACCAACUGGAGAGGUGGUUCCUUCUGAUCUCUGGGCCUGGAGGAAGUACGGCCAGAAGCCUAUCAAGGGUUCUCCUUAUCCAAGAGGGUACUACAGAUGCAGCAGCUCAAAAGGAUGCUCAGCACGGAAGCAAGUGGAGCGCAGUCGGAAUGACCCCAACAUGCUUGUCAUCACCUACACCUCUGAGCACAACCAUCCAUGGCCGACUCAGCGCAACGCCCUGGCCGGGUCAACUCGGAAUCACCACGGCAAGAACAGCGGCGGGAGCUCAGGUUCCAAGGGCUCACAGAACGAGAAGCAACAGCAACAGCAAUCGAACAACGUCAAGGAAGAGCCCAAGGAUCCGGCGGCCACGACGACAACCACUAGCACGACUACUACCACAACUACUAGUACUUCUCCGGCAGCGGUUGUGAAAGAGGAGACGCUGGCAGCUGGAUCAUCAGAGGCACUGGGGCAAGUCAUGGAUGCAGCAGCAGUAGACCACAACAUUGAACUCAUGGACCAGGUGUUCAGUGAGAGCUACAAGCCGAUGAUACCGGAGGCCGGCCACUCUGACGAUUUCUUCUCCGACCUCGCGGAGUUGGAGUUAGAUCCCAUGAGCCUAAUCUUCUCCAAAGAGUACAUGGAAGCGAAACCAAGCGGUGGUGAUCGUGGCCACCAUCAGGAGAAAGCAAUGUCCAAGGACUUGGAUCCCUUGUUUGACAUGCUAGAUUGGUCUACUAAUUCCUCGUCAGCAGGGAGCUCAUUCGAACAAGGAAAGAGAGGUUAA
Messenger RNA from Miscanthus lutarioriparius, 1473 nucleotides. Lineage: Eukaryota; Viridiplantae; Streptophyta; Magnoliopsida; Poales; Poaceae. The record is from the annotation of a GenBank genome assembly.